ACAGAAAGAAAAAUUAAGGUUAACUUUUGUUAGGUACGUUAUGCAUAUCAGAAGUUAAAUGGACAUUUUAAAUAGUGUUAACAAGUUUGCCUCUCAAAUGGAUAUACAUAAAAUACUGUGUAUAACACUCAUGGCGAUGUCCGUGAAUGGCCAGAGUGUCUUAGAUAAAUCUAGCCUUCGGGAAAAAUGUCCAUUAGUUAAUCUGGAGGAGAUGGAACUUCUGAUCAACUCCGCAGCCCAAAAAGUGAUAAUGUCAUACUUCAAAGAUACAGAUUCUCGGUUCAAUCAGAACAGGAGAGAAAUGGAUGAUCUUAAGAACAUGCUGCAAAAGAACACUAUGGAAAUUCAAUUGUUGAAAGGGAAAAUUAAAAAUCAAGAAGUCUUGAUAAAGAAUUUGCAAAACAAUAUGGAGGCACAGGCUGUGAAACAGGGUGCACGCCUCGUAAAUGGAAGUUCUUUUAGAGAGGGCAGAGUUGAGGUCUACAAAGAUGGGGUAUGGGGAACAGUUUGUGACGACAGUUGGGACUACAGUGAUGCCAAUGUGAUCUGUAGACAACUAUUUGGAUUAGUUGGAAGUCCGUAUUCUUAUGCACGUUUUGGACAGGGAGUUGGUAUCAUUCAGAUGGAUGAUGUCAAUUGUAACGGUUUUGAAGGCUCCCUACUGCGUUGUACGCAUAAAAAUCAUCUACACCACAACUGUGGUCACUCAGAGGAUGCCGGUGUUGUGUGUAUGAGAGCACCACCAAUACGACUUUCAAGACAAUUAGAAUUUCAAGGACGAGUAGAAGUCUACAAGAACAAUGAAUGGGGAACAGUUUGUGAUGAUGUUUGGGACAAUAAAGAUGCUGGUGUUAUAUGUAGAAGUCUAGGUUAUAGUGAACAUGGCCUGGCUGUAUCAGAUGCAGUAUUUGGACAGGGAACUGGGUCUAUACUCUUUGAUGAUGUGCAGUGUAAUGGAGGUGAAACUGGUCUGUCUGAAUGUACAUUUUCUUCCACUCACAAUUGUCAUCAUCCUGAGGAUGCCGGUGUAAUAUGCAGACUUGAAGGGGAUUACAUCAGACUGUCAAACGGAACAUCUGUCAACGAAGGUAUUCUUGAGGUUUUAAUUAAUGGAAAAUGGGGAGCUGUCUGUGAUAGUAACUGGAAUCAAAAUGAUGCGAAAGUAGCAUGUCGGUCUCUCGGAUAUUAUGGAGGAGGGUUUCCGGUGGAAGCAAAUGUUUUUGAAGAAGGAAAUGAACAGAUAUGGCUAAGCGGGAUGAAUUGUGAUGGAAAUGAAAAUUCUUUGGUGGAGUGCUCUCCGUUGGUAGUUUCAACGAGACGUUGUAGUGAUAGAAAUGUUGGAGUUGUUUGUUAUCACAAUUUAAAUGAAAUUUUGAAAUUUCAAGUGGAUUCAUAUAUAAGCCAUGACAUCGAAGUAAUUCCAAGUAUAUAUAUAAAUAAUAAUUGGAUGGGGUUUUGUCGGGACGGAUGGGAUGAUUCAGCGGCAAAGGUUGUGUGUAGAAGUCUUGGUUACUCUGGUUAUGCUGGUUUAGUGGAAAAUGGACGAGCAGAAAGAUUGCAUAGAAAGGUCUUAAUGAACGUUGAGUGUACUGCGAAUGAGGAAACUUUGACCCAGUGCAAGAUUGGCACAAAUGACUUUGAACAAUGCAAUAAUACUACCCCUGUUGGUGUCAAAUGUUAUGCUAAUGAUGAAAAGUUUAUAAGGCUAGUCAAUGGCACUUCAAGAAGUGAAGGACGUGUGGAAGUAUUUAUAAAUGGGGAAUGGGGAACUAUUUGCUAUCAUUAUUGGAGCGAUGCAAAUGCUAAAGUGGUGUGCAAAAGUCUUGGAUACUCAGGAAUCUCGACUUCUCACCAUCGUGCCUAUUUCGGAGCUGAGUCAGGGCGUGUUUGGUUAGACAGAGUUCAAUGCCAGGGCACAGAGUCCUCCAUCUUCGACUGUAGACACAGUGGCUACGGAAAAGUAGUUCAUUGUUUAUAUAAUCAUUAUGCUGGUGUAACAUGUUCAUGAUUCUUUCAUAAGCAGUGAAGAAGUUACUCCUACAAUUCUGACCUACUGCAAUUCCUUCAUCUGAUAUUGACAAUGUGUGUAUUUAUGUUUUAAUUUGUAAUACAUUUUUUGUCAUUUUUAAGGGUUAUUGGACGUAUGAUAACUGUAAAGUUUGAUAGUUUUCUUCAUUAAGUACAAAAAAAGCUUUACAAUAUUGAAAUUUG
Saccostrea cuccullata (small rock oyster) is the source of this 2211-nucleotide messenger RNA. RefSeq names its product deleted in malignant brain tumors 1 protein-like. Gene Ontology annotation, cellular component: membrane. The transcript is spliced from 12 exons. The record is from RefSeq and is a predicted model, not a curated record. NCBI's taxonomy places the organism in Eukaryota, Metazoa, Mollusca, Bivalvia, Ostreida, Ostreidae. Bases 59 to 2008 code for a protein of 649 amino acids.